Callithrix jacchus (white-tufted-ear marmoset) is the source of this 765-nucleotide messenger RNA. RefSeq names its product anaphase promoting complex subunit 13 (gene ANAPC13). The record is from RefSeq and is a predicted model, not a curated record. Gene Ontology annotation, biological process: protein K11-linked ubiquitination. Gene Ontology annotation, cellular component: anaphase-promoting complex. NCBI's taxonomy places the organism in Eukaryota, Metazoa, Chordata, Mammalia, Primates, Cebidae.
ACGGGCGGCUUCACGUACGGCGCUGACGGUGGUGGCCUGCGAGGCUCAUUUCUAGCGAGGAACAAGGCUUUCCAGCCUUGACUUCAAUAAAUACAUGUUUACGAAGCUAUAUAUAUAUAAUACAUAGAGAUUGUUAAGACAUUCUUCUGUCCUGGGAAACGCUGGCACCGCGUGUCUGGAAAGAAAUACAUCUGGGCUGUGUGACAAACUCCCCAGUUGGUGCCCUGCUGUGUGCUCAGGGAACUGUGCGAUCCUUGGAGGGGUAGGUACUAGGACCGCGCUCAGCCUGGGGUUUGGAGGCGGCCUCCUACAGGAAGCUCCCUGGGACCUAAGAUUUUUAGAGGUUCACUGGAAUAAAAAGGAAGAGAAAAAAAGAACAUUGCAAGCAUUGGGACUGUAACAUUUGACAAGAUCAAAGCUGCAGGAAAAUGGACAGUGAGGUUCAGAGAGAUGGAAGGAUCUUGGAUUUGAUUGAUGAUGCUUGGCGAGAAGACAAGCUGCCUUAUGAGGAUGUCGCAAUACCACUGAAUGAGCUUCCUGAACCGGAACAAGACAAUGGUGGCACCACAGAAUCUGUCAAAGAACAGGAAAUGAAGUGGACAGACUUAGCUUUACAGUACCUCCAUGAGAACGUGCCCCCCAUUGGAAACUGACACUUGGCUCCUUUCCUGCGGACGAAUUUUCUAAAAGUACACAGAUAAAAAAUGUUUUGUUUCAGUCUCCUACUUCAAAUCUUUGAGUAAUAAAUCAGCACUCAAAAAUGUA